GCCUUUUGAGACUGCUCCGUGAUAUUGUUGACGGUGUGAUUUGUUUUAUCUGUGCACACAGGCUUUCGUGUCGUCUGUUUUUCGUUAAGCUGCAAGUAAAUAGGUCAAUCUUUAGGGUGAUUAGCAUGCUUCCAGUAGUGGUGGUCCAUGGAGGGGCGGGUCACAUCCCAAAGGCGCGGUCAGAAAACUCCACUUCAGGUGUGCGCUCAGCAGCCCGCACAGGGUACACCAUCCUCAGGGAGGGGGGCAGCAGCAUGGAUGCUGUGGUAGAGGCUGUGACCCAGCUGGAGAAUAACCCCUCCUUUAAUGCAGGGUGUGGGUCUGUGCUGAACGUCAAAGGAGAGGUGGAGAUGGAUGCCAUUGUGAUGGAUGGGAAAACACUGGGUAGUGGUGCCGUGUCUGCUGUACGCAACAUAGCCAACCCUAUCCAGCUAGCAAGACUGGUUAUGGACAAGACGGAUCAUGCAUGUCUGACCGCAGAGGGGGCCAAUCAGUUUGCCCGGUCCAUGGGUGUCCCUGAGGUGCCUCUACAGUCCCUCAUCACCGACUACUCUCGCAUGCGCUGGAAAAAGAACCUAGGACCUGAUGCCAACCCUGUGGAGUGCCAAAUGGGAAAGAUGGGCACAGUUGGAGCAGUAGCAGUAGAUAGUGAGGGCAACGUAGCCUGUGCAACCUCCACUGGUGGGAUGCUGAACAAGAUGGAGGGACGGGUGGGCGACACACCCUGCAUAGGAUGUGGAGGUUAUGCUGACAACCAGGUGGGGGCAGUGUCAACUACAGGCCACGGAGAAGCCAUCAUGAAGGUUGUUCUAGCCAGACUCAUCCUGUUCCACGUGGAGCAAGGUCAGUCAGUAGAGGCUGCCAGUGAUUUAGCUCUGGCCUACAUGAAGUCCAGAGUAGGUGGGCUGGGAGGGGUGGUGACAGUGGACCCUCAAGGACAAUGGGCCGCUCGCUUCUCCAGUCUGCAGAUGGCCUGGGCUGCAGCCCAGAAAGAUACCCUGCACUAUGGUUUGUACACUGGGGAACACUUCACCCAGAGCAUCGAUGACCCACACUGACACUCUUAUAUAACCUAAAUAGGUUUCAUAUUUUUAAACUUAAAUUUUGCAAUGAAUUAAGAAUAGUAUUAUUU
Messenger RNA from Etheostoma cragini (Arkansas darter), 1132 nucleotides. RefSeq names its product asparaginase and isoaspartyl peptidase 1 (gene asrgl1). The record is from RefSeq and is a predicted model, not a curated record. Gene Ontology annotation, molecular function: asparaginase activity. The transcript has 7 exons. Lineage: Eukaryota; Metazoa; Chordata; Actinopteri; Perciformes; Percidae. The coding region runs from base 126 to 1058 and encodes 310 amino acids.